AUGGACCGCCUCAACAGCUUGAUGCGAGGGAGUAUGAUGGGUGGCAGUUCAGCGCCUCCAGGUGCCGACUCCAACCUCGUCGAUAAUUCGGAGACAGUCUACAUAUCCUCCUUAGCUCUCCUGAAAAUGUUAAGGCAUGGCCGAGCCGGCGUACCCAUGGAAGUCAUGGGGUUGAUGUUGGGCGAAUUCGUGGAUGACUAUACUGUGCGCGUCGUUGACGUCUUUGCUAUGCCCCAGAGUGGUACAGGUGUCAGCGUUGAAGCUGUGGACCCUGUAUUUCAGACUAAGAUGAUGGAUAUGCUACGGCAGACAGGCAGACCAGAGACUGUCGUGGGAUGGUACCAUUCACAUCCUGGAUUUGGCUGCUGGCUAUCUUCGGUCGAUAUCAACACGCAACAGUCUUUCGAGCAGCUCACUCCGCGUGCUGUAGCAGUAGUUGUCGAUCCCAUUCAAUCAGUCAAAGGCAAAGUUGUCAUCGAUGCUUUUCGAUUAAUCAACCCCCAAACCCUCAUGAUGGGCCACGAGCCCCGGCAAACGACAUCAAAUCUCGGUCACUUGAACAAGCCAUCAAUACAAGCGCUCAUCCACGGUCUGAAUAGACAUUACUACAGCAUAGGUAUCAAUUACAGAAAGACGGGUCUUGAGGAGAAUAUGUUGAUGAACUUGCACAAGCAUGUCUGGACAGAAGCAUUACAGAUGGACGACUUUCGGGAAGAGGGUGGAAAGAACCAAGACAAACUGAAGAGGCUUGUCGGGCUUGCGGAGGGCUACGAGAAGCGUGUGAAGGAGGAGACCGAGCUUACGAAGGAUCAAUUGAAGACGAGAUAUGUCGGCAAGGUUGACCCGAAGAAGCAUCUGGAAGACGUUGGUCAACAACUGAUCGAAGACAACAUCGUGUCAGUGUCAAGGCAAAUGAUAGACAAAGAAGCUUCCGUAGCAAAGACCAAAGGAGCGAACGGCCAUCAGGAUGGGCACCAGACUGGAAGCAUGGAUGUGGACGAGGAACUAUGA
Messenger RNA from Letharia columbiana, 1011 nucleotides. RefSeq lists its product as uncharacterized. The record is from RefSeq and is a predicted model, not a curated record. The coding region runs from base 1 to 1011 and encodes 336 amino acids. Lineage: Eukaryota; Fungi; Ascomycota; Lecanoromycetes; Lecanorales; Parmeliaceae. Gene Ontology annotation, cellular component: proteasome regulatory particle, lid subcomplex. The transcript is spliced from 4 exons. Gene Ontology annotation, molecular function: protein binding; metallopeptidase activity; proteasome binding. Gene Ontology annotation, biological process: proteasome-mediated ubiquitin-dependent protein catabolic process; protein deubiquitination.